AGCUCACCCUUCGCCUCAUCAAAGACAAAAAGCGAGCCGUAGGUGUUCAAAUGAAUGACAUCGUUGAUGGCGCUCCCUCAGCGAUGACGACCGCCAAAGACGAGGCGGACGCACUUACCCUGACCCUCGCCGUCUUCUACGACCCGAAUAUCUUUCACUACGUGAGCAGUGGGUGGGACCUGGACGAGCUCCUCUCGCAGCGCAUCUGCACCUUGACGAGCACCCUCAUCCAGGCCUCGAUAUCGCUGCGCCCCGCCGGUGCGGAGAACAGCGCCGCUGCGUACGUUAUGCGUGCCUCCCAGCUGCGGCGCGAGGCUCUCCGCGCCCUUUUCCUCGACGGGGGAUUUGGGCGUGAUGAAGCGGACGAAAGCGAUUACGGUGAAGGCGCUCACGAUGAAGGCGGCGUGACGGUGGACAGCUCACUGGCAGCCGCGCUGGAUCGCUGGAUGCCUCUCACGCACCUCCACGUACACGGUGGGCAGAGGCCCAAUGCAGCGAAGCGUGACGGCAAUCGCGGUGCGGCUCCGUCGGUGCUGGUCAUCGACGAUGAAGCGACCGACGACGAAAUGGAUUUGCGGCGACUCCUCUCCCCUGCACAGCCACCGCAAACCAACGGCAGCACCAGUACGACUUCUCCACCUCCACGUCGCAGGCGCACGGCCACGCGAACGCAGCUGCCUCUUCUCGUCCCUGCAGGGCCGCACCCGUCCGUUACGUUGGUGCUCAGCCUCGUGAAGGACUCGCGCACGUGGCGAAAAAUGCGUCAUGACGCGCGGUGCGCCUCUCCGUUAAGGCCAGAUGGUGCGCACGCACGGGCACUCGGAGCGAAUCCUCCGGCAACGGACGUAGAUCGCGGUACUGAAACGGAGGCACCGCAGCAACAGCCACUGUCGUACAGUUCGGCAGAUGUACCGUCGGAACUGUUUGUGAGUGCCGAUGAUGCCCUGUUUUCGCAGUGGCUGGAGUCCACGCGUGCGGUGCGGCGACGGUGGCGCCGACAGUGGCAGCAGCAGCACUGCUCCGAAGAGGCCACGGUAGCCGCAAUACCAUCAGCUCCACUAAGCGAUAGGUACGGCGCGGAAAGGGCUGGAAAUGUCUGUGCUGUUCUUCUAUUGAAUUCAUCCCGCAAGACCGCGCCCGGCCGCAGCAGCAGCAGCAGCACUUCAAGUUCAGAAGAUGACGAUGGGGCACCGCAUUCCGAUGAGCCGGCGAAAAGAGGUCAGAACGAUUGUGGUGGGGCUCGUGCGCCAGGCGAUGCAGAUGCGCGGCGUGCAGCGAUCCUGUCUGCUAUCGAGCGUCGGCAGCGAAAGUGA
Messenger RNA from Leptomonas pyrrhocoris, 1313 nucleotides. RefSeq lists its product as hypothetical. The transcript has a single exon. The record is from RefSeq and is a predicted model, not a curated record. The coding region runs from base 51 to 1313 and encodes 420 amino acids. NCBI's taxonomy places the organism in Eukaryota, Euglenozoa, Kinetoplastea, Trypanosomatida, Trypanosomatidae.